Molecule: messenger RNA, 975 nt
Organism: Toxorhynchites rutilus septentrionalis
Lineage: Eukaryota; Metazoa; Arthropoda; Insecta; Diptera; Culicidae
Product: general odorant-binding protein 45-like
Exons: 1
Coding region: 7-975 (322 amino acids)
Biological process (GO): sensory perception of smell
Molecular function (GO): odorant binding
Source: RefSeq, a predicted model, not a curated record
CUAAAGAUGAAGUUCAUCUUACAAAGUGUUAGUUGCCUUCUUGUACUUCCGGCUUUCACCUUCGCCUUAACUGCCCAUUGGUUAGAACCGAACACGGAAUCGAUUUAUACCGUUCAGCAGGAGUGUGCUGACUAUCUUCGGUUAACGGACGAAGCGGUCCAACAGCUGACCGGAUUUGGCUACGCAGAUACGCCCGGUGUGCGUGAGCUCACGCACUGCAUUCUGGUCGCCCUCAAUGCCUGGGGUGAUGACAACUUGCCGAAGACACAUGUGAUCAAAAACUUUUUUCUGCCUGCCGAAUCGGAUAGUUGUUACGAAAAUCGGACGCAGGAAUGUUUAGACAAAUCAGUGAAAAGUUUGUCGCCGCAUGACAUUCUAGGUCGUGCGUACCAUUCGUUCCGGUGUUAUUACUACCACUACGGUCAUAUCGUGGAGGAAGAACAAUUCGUGCCAUUUCGCGAUUUCACCCUGCAUCAAUUUAUAGCGGAAUCCUUCGCCAUAGAGAAUAUAUCCAAGGACGAAUUACAAAAGAUUUCUGAUGGUGAUUUUUUCGACGUUAAAAAGUUCCCAAACAUCGUUUUCACAUAUGCCGUUCGUGCCGGCUUUUACGACCCCGAAAGUGGUCCGAUUAUUGACCGGAUUUACACUCAGUUCGGGCUUCCAGAAAUCGUCAGCGAAAACACUCGCAACUGUGUCUGUGCAGUUCGGCAGCAGCACUUUGGGGAACCAACUCGAACGUACGAACUAUUCAAACAGUGCUUCGCAAACAUUCUGCCGACGCCGGAUUUAUUGCGAAGUGUGGCACAGGGACUGCUGGAAUCGUCUCCUUCGGAAGCCACUUGCAACGUUUGUGGAGCAACCACUUCGGCACCCCAUUAUGGAUACGGAUCUUCAAGCGUUACUUGCAGCGUUUGCGAUAAAAGUAAUGAGAUAAUACACACUAAACUGCCGCCCCGUUACAAUAUAAAGUACUGA